AGGAUGAAUCAAUAAAACGAAUGUAAAAACCAUCAUUAAUAACAAUAAAAAAUGUCCUUCAUUUUCUUUUACAUUUUAAAAGUUUUCUUGGCACCCACAUUGACCAAUUAAUUAUAAGGGUAGUGAAUAUUCUAGUGAAUAUCAUGCCAUAAGAAUAUUCCUAACUGUUUUCGAGAUUUUCAGUUUUAAAGUGGGAGACCUUGACACCAUUGGUUAAAAUAAUCGUUAUUUUAAUUAUUUUUAUUCGCAUUAGUUUGGAUCCUUAAUAAUAUUUGUAGAGAAUAUUCCUCUGAAUAGUUAACAUAGAAUAUACCACAUAUUUUUGAAAAUUUUAGGCUUUGAAUUCGAAAUUUUUUUUCUUGCAUCUGCAAUAAAAAACUAUCAGGUCAAUUUAAAUCCAUAUGCUGCCUAAAAAAAGUUUUAGGAUAAAACCUUUCUCAUAAAUCUAUAAAAAUGCAUAGCCCAACCAAAUUAAUAUAACCGCAACUGAAAAAUUCGUACUUUCAAAACUUUCACUUGGCUAUUAUUUAUACGCGUUUCAUUCGGGUCUAAAUGUCCGAUAGCGAAGUGUAAAUGGCACCUUUUUAUUUACCUAAGAGCUCUCGUGAUUUCACUUUUAAUGCAAAUGCAUUUAAGAUGGUUGAGUUACGUCGGAAAGAAGCAUGUUCGUUUAUAAAUUAGUAGGUCAAACUAUACGUAUUUAUUAAAGUUGAUCAAUAGUAGAAAAUUCAUUAGGCUGAUGCAAACGCAGGGAUUUUAUUAAGAAAGCAUUAGUCGACCAACAGAGUCUCCAACCUGACAGCAGCGACCUAUCGUCAACAUAACAUCGCCGACCCCGAUUAAAACAUGUCAAUUAUUCAACAAGAACACACAUUUAUCUCGCACGAUCCCAUUUUAAAUUUCGUUUUCUAUUUAAACAAACUUGUACAUUUCACAAUCCUCAUCUGCUGUCGCAAGCCCACCUAAUCUACUAAUUACUGCUCGCUUUCAUCGGUUUGUGCAGCGUUGCACUUGACCUACUGUCCCAGUUUUGUCCAAGUCAUGUGCAUCAGACUUAUUUUUACGCUUUUGCCUUACGAGAUAUACAUCGGCAACAAUGUCGUGUUAUUUUCGGGUCAGCCCGUUGCAUAUUAAGUACGUGGUAUGCACGCUACUCAGUGAAUAAAAAAAUUAUCAUUAAAAGUAUCGUAAUUAUUAUUUAUCGAGCAUAUAAAAAUGAGGUGCAGAGCGAGAAACCGUCCUAUUUACUGUUUAAGAAAUAUUAAAAAAAAAGGGAAGAAUCAGUGGUAGUUAACUCACAAGCCUAUACAGGUCUGGUCCACUCAGCUUUUGCGUUCGCUAUCAAUUAAUGCAUUCAUUGGCACAAACAAAACUCAACUGCAAUCAAUCAAUCAAUCAAUGCUUUAUUGUCAAGAUAUGGAACUUUUGACCAACUCUGAAUGUGGGGUUGCUAGGUAUAGAUCAUGUUCUGUGUUUCUAAGUGGAUAACUAUGGGGAGGCCUAUCAGAUGCUGAACCGUGUUUGCGUAUUAGACAAAUAUGAAUAAAGAUGAAAGAGUUAAUAUUUUAAAUUUUUUGAAGAAAUGCUGGCAAUGACUUUUGUAUUUAAGUCUCAGUAUAUAACGUAAAGCCCUCCUUUGUAGUCUAAAAAUUCGGUCAAAUUGAGUUGCAGUACAUGUACCCCAGAAUGGAAGGGCGUAUCGAAGGUGCAACCUUCAAAGCUCACAAACUGAUCCUGGCAGCAUGCAGCAAACAUCUGGCGGACCUCUUCGAGACCGCUCCCUAUCACCAGAACCUCCUGGUUAUUUUAGACGGCACCUCCGCUUCGAAUAUGGCCGCCCUACUUGAAUUUAUGUACAAAGGAGAGGUUCACGUCUCGCAGGAUGCUUUAUCCAGUUUUCUAAAAGCAGCCGAAUGUUUGCAAGUGAAAGGUUUGAGUAUUGAGCAUGAAAAAUUAGCGGUCGCUCAAAGUCAGACCCAGCGGCAACAGGAAAUGGAGGCGGCAGCACUACCUCUCGACUCGCCGACGAGGAAAAGGUUUAAGAUAUUAAAAGAGGAUACUGAAAAUAAUCAGCCGAACCAUCAGCAAUCCAGCCCGUCACCGAGUUAUUCACCUAAAAUGUCACCGUAUAUGCCGCACCCUUAUAGACCGUAUGAACGCUUACCGACCACCAAUUCUCAGUACGAACUUAAACAUCCUAGAUCGCCUAACGACUUAGUCCAAGAAAACCGCGCUUCUGUGCUACGAGAUGGCAGCAAACAAACGGCCUCGCCCACCCCACACUCGAUGAACUAUCACAGACCUUCUUCAAGCACCUCAUGUUCCGCCCCACCUCACCACAGCGACGUAGACGUUCUACCUGAGGCUGAAAAUAAUAUGUAUGACGGCACAGAUCGAGCCACUGCCCUGAUUUGCCCAGAAACCACUAAGCCAGACCGAUGCCAAGAUCCUGGAUGCCCUGAAGAUUUACGAAUGAAAAUGGAGCCAGCAGUACAGCAGGAUGAGCCUCCAUCAAGUACCGGAGGAGGUACAACAGGAGGACACGCUCCGGGUUUAUCCCCAUUGAACCACGUGGGAUCGUCACCUCCCAACGGGAAUAUAGGAACAACGAAAACGUUUGAAUAUGACAGAGACAAGACGGAUUUGAUACCUACUACUUUAUGGAACUCUACGACUGGGAAGCUCAGCCAUCACAAGCAGACCACCGUGAAUACGCCAGACGGAAAAAAACUGAAAUGCCCCUUUUGCGAACGACUCUACGGCUACGAAACCAACUUAAGGGCGCACAUUAGACAGCGACACCAAGGGAUCAGAGUACCGUGUCCAUUCUGUUCUCGUACAUUUACCAGGAACAAUACGGUACGUAGACACAUAGCGCGGGAACAUAAGACCGAAAUGAGCCUUAAGGCAUUUCACAACCAACAGCAACCUUGAACGCCUGAGGAUGCAUUCCUAUGCGUCCGAAACCCUUAUAUUAAAUUCGUAAUGUAAAUAUUAAAAAAAAAAAAAGGAUUGGGCGUUCAGUCACCUUGUAUUUGUUAUGAAGUGUCAUUUAUUAAUAACAAAUUUAUUAUUAUUAUUAAUUGCUACGGGUAUUUUUAAAUCAGGGAGUUGCUUCAAAGCAACCUACUAGUUGUUUUGUUUUAUUUUUUUUUCUACGUUUUAUUUAGUUGUUACCGUUAAAAACUAUUUUGUUGUACUUAUAUGGUAAAUAUUUUAAUUUAGAUAGAGGUUAUUGUAUAGUCUUCGUCUCAGGGAUAAUAUAAAUGUUGAUUGUUAAGGGUUCUAACUUGGACUCUAACCCGUUAGAUUUGAAGUGCAAGUCCAUAUUAUAUAAGGUUAUGUAUGGUUGUUUUAGAAAUAACCUUAAUUUUGAUAUACACAAGCGUCAUGAAAUAAAUAUUCUUUAAUAUUGUCACUGUUUGUUGGUAUAAGGUGUGUCCUAAAGGUAUUUGUAUAUUGUCCAUUGUUUUUUUCUGAAUCUAAAUAAAAUUCGUAUUAUGUGCAAUACGUACAUUAACUUGACCCAAACUUUACUUUUUAAAACUAAGUAAAAAGCAGUACAAAAUACUAGUGGAUUUUGCACUAUUUAAAUAUUUGUACUGAAAAUGCACUGUGUAUAUCGAGAUUACUUUCAAUUGUGAAAUACUUACUAAAAAAUUGCCAAUAAUUUUGAUUUUUUUUAACUAAACAUUCUUUAGAAUAUUCUGCUUAAUAAAUAAAAAAAUAUUCUCAUUAGUUAACAAGACUUCAAAUGAGGCAACAUUCUUGAUACGACUGCUCAAAAUUACCACUACUUCAUAAUUCUCAAAUUCCAUUAUAUUUCUUAUGUACCUUUAAUUCAAUAAUUUAUGUUGCAACUAAGGAACUACAUUUUCAAUUAUAUCUUCAAUUUGAAAACAACAAAAGCAAAGACAGAUACCGUUGGGACACACCUCGUAUAUUGUAAAAUUAAGGCCAACUUUAAAAGUUUAUUGAGUAAGAAACUUUGCAUACAAGCUUGCAAAAACUACGUGUCUUGUAAAAAUCAUCAAUAUAUCCAUCUCAACCAGCAUAAGAUAUUGCCAUAAUAUGUUCAGACGGACAGAUUUGUACAUAUACCGAUCUACAUUUAAGAAUUUGAAUAUUACUAGUCAGUUCCGCUACAUUUUACAAUUUCCUUACAGUAUUUAUAUCUACCAAUGUAAAUAGUAAUUUAUGCAAACUAAAUAGUCUGUUAAUAAUGUUAACGUUGUCUCAACAGUUUUUGAGAUGUUCCCUCCUGACCUCUGGGAUAUAUAGCAACUUGUCUACCUCAUUUUUACAUGACAAACUCUUAUAGGCUUUAUAAUAAGUAUAUUUUUUAUUUAAUACGUUAUAUAUUUAAUAAUUUUAGCUUUAUACACAGUGAUUCCUAUAUAACUAAAUAAUGCAAUAAUAUUUUUAUUGUAACCCGGUUAGCAUGCCUAAUUAAGAGAAUUAAAUAAAGUUUCUUGAUUAGGCGUGUUAACUGGCUUAUGAUCACAACAAUACGACCUACUACCUCAAACCAUAGAUUUACAAUAGUAUUUUUUAAAUGGAGAUUGAAAAUAUAUAUUUAAUUGAUUUUUCGGCCAAAUUUAAAAUAAUAAAUAUAGGGCGAAGAAAUUAAAUUCAUAAGAUCCAAGCUGACCUCCAUAAAUCAAAGGUGUAUAGCGUAACCUCUCUUUUCUUAUUUUAUUUAGCAGUUAAUAUGAUCCUGAUAGCUCAAGUUCAAAUUCGAGCAAUUGAAGAAAACGGAACCAGUGUGUGUUGAACUGUACUCUAACAUUGGUAGACAUAUCAACUCCUACCAUACUUUAAUUAUAGAAUGCUGAAGUAAAACCUGCAUGUACCAAGCAUAAAUCAAGUUUAAGUAAAGAAAUUCUUGAAUUAGCUAAGUUUUGAUUACGGUAGAGUAUCAGCAAACCGUAAACAUACAUCAUGAUUGCAGGCCUUUAUAGCCUGCUAUUAAGAUGUUCCUGAUUCUAGUUGACUGUUUCAAGAAUCUGUACCAAUAAGUUUUCAUGGAUGCAGUAAUUUAGACUAAUAAAGAGCAUUAAUCUCUGAAUCAGAACAUUGAAGAGAGCACCUAGAAUUAUUAUCAGAGAAUUGAAUAUUUUGAAUUAAAUAUAUAAACUUUCUCAUUAGCAGUUUCCCAUAACAUUGCCAUUGUGACUUAUCCCUAGUUUUAUCCCUAAUGUUGUUUAUUCUUAGACAGUUAAUUUUUUUUUCUAAAAGCUUCAUUAAAUUACGAAAUCUGCUGGGAAAGAAGAAUUGAAUUAAACAAAAACCGAAUGCAAUAUCAUCUCGUCCAGGUGUUAUGGAAAUAACAUUUACUACCUAGAAGUACUCUAGUUUUAUUUCAAGAAUAUGAAAUGCCUGGAAGAAAGAAGCGAAUGCCUGGAAACUGCCCUUAUUUCAAAUGAAAUGCCUAGGAGAAACCAGGACAAACGGUGCUAUUCUGGAUGAAACUUUGACAUAGCAGUGGCAUGUAGAGCCAAACUGUCCAUGCCUGGAUUUGCCUUAUCGGUAAUUUGUCGGUUUCCUUAUCUAGAUGUACUUUAUGCUGAUGAUACUAACUUAAUUUCAGAUAUUUUUUCUUAAAUAACUGCCUGAGCACUUACCCUAGUUAUCUCCCAAGCAACACAUCAUAUAUUAUUAUAGUUAAAUACAUAUUUAUUGAACGGUUUUUUGGUAUAUAGUUUGAAUAUAUUUACCAACCAUAUAUGGUCAAGGCAUGUUUAUCAAACUGUAGAAUAUAAGUAUAUCAUAUACGAUUCUGUUUUCAAGAAGGAGUAAAAAUUUGACAAUUAAAAAAAUCAACACGGUAUUUACAUAAGGUAAAAGUACUAGUCUUUGACCGCUUUUCACUUUAAUUCAAAAUAUUAAGGAUUUUUUUUAUUAUUGUCUUUAUAUGACUGCCUUAUAACGCCGUCUAUACAUUCUCUCUGUCAACUCAAUAAAAUUAAGAAUGGUUGCUUUGCUACAGACACCGUAAUAAAUAGUUUUUUGACAGUGCGCAACCUGUCAAUGCAGUUCAGAUCUGUUUUGCUAGUGAAACGUUAAGGAACCUUUAUACAAACAUGUAAGUGUUUUGCCUGUUUUAAUGUACUGUAGCAGGAUAUUUAUUGCUUAGGGUUUUUUUAAAUACUUAAUAUUAAAUAAAAAUUACCUCUUUGUAACGAAAAAUUAUAUAUUUUUUCAUUUAUUAAGUAGGACAAACAUUAACACAAUAUAUUUAAUGUGUACUUUAAUGAUUGACCAUUAGGACAAAUACUAACGCUUUGUUAAUCUUUACGAUUUUUUGAUAUUCUUUUAAUAUGCACUAUAGAAGUUAAAUUUUAAAAUUCCAUUAUGUAAAGAACGUAGUAGCUUACUAACCAGCUAGUAUUUGACCUACCUUUUCUUUUAAAAAUAUAAAAAAAACAUAAAUAAAAAAUGCAGUCAAACAUUGAAACAAAAUAGGUCAACUUUUGACGCAAUUUGGUCAAUCAAGCAAAAAAUGAUUAGAAUAACUAAAAUUUAUUUUAUUCAUCGAGAUCCAUUUGAAGAUGAAGAAAAUAUUCCUGAAAAAAUUCAAAAGUUCCAAGCUUCUCCUAAAAACAAUAGAUUCUCUGGAGAAGCUGUAAUACCAAGAAAGCGACAAAGAACUGAUUUAGACGCAAUAACAACUAUUGAAGAUGAAGUAAAUAAUAUUAGUAGAAAAAAUACUGCCGGGACUUUUAUAAAAAUAUUUAUAAAACUCCCGAGUUGUCUUAUGAGCAAGUCAACAGUGACUUUCCUACUCCUUUUAAGAGAUAUUUAUUUUGGCCAGACAAAGAUAACGUCAUCUGGUAUUCUGAAGAAGACGUGUUAGAGACAAUUAAUGAGCCACAACCUAUUAAUAAAAGAGGGGCUUACAGCGUGCCAGAAGUUGCAAAAUAUUUAAGUGUUUUGGAAUGAUUUAUAUUUUUUUUUCAAUACAGUUUAAUUUUGAUUUUUUUUAAAGAAUUUGAAUUUUUAUUUUUGGUUAUAAUUUUUUUUUUUGAUAAAUAAAACUGUUUUUUUUAUCAAAAAGCGUAUUAUUUCCUGUGUUGAUCAAGAACUAGUGCAUUAACCGGUCAAACACUAGCGCUGGUCGUUUUUAUAUAGGUCAAUAACUAACCCAUUGGACUUUUUAUUAAAUAAUUUUUUUUUAAUAUUUGACAUAUAUUACGGUUGUCUUAAAAGUAAUUUUCGUAAAAAUAACUAAUAAAGCUACAUGGUGAUAAAAUUGCUAACCAUUUUAAUAAAUCUUUCUAAUUUUGGUAUUACUUUAAAUUUCGAGAAGUAUCUUAAUGGGUCAAAGACUAGUGCGUUUACUUUAUCUAGUUUUUAAACUCGAUUACUACACCUGAAAUAUUUGAUGAAAUUCUUUUGGAAAAUCAGUGUUUUUCGUCUAUAUUAUCCAAUUUAAUAGCGCUGGUUAUACUCAAUAUUUAUAAAUAAAGUUAUAUCAAAUUUAAUUGAACGGUGUUUUUAAAUUAAAUAUUGCAUAUAUAUUUUCUGCAAAAACAGUGUUUCUCAUCAACAGAACCUAUAACCCCCCACCCACCCCAGAUAUUUGCAUAUUAACAAAAUCUUUUGAAAAAUCACUGUUUUUCGUCCAUAACAUCCAAUCUAAUAACGCUGUUUUUAUACUCGAUAUUUAUAACUAAAAUUAAAUAAAAUUUAAAUAAACGGUGCUAUUAAAUUAAAUAUUGGAUAUACAUUUUCUGCAAAAACAUUGUUUUUUAUUAACACAAACCCUUCACCCCCCACCCACCCCAAACAUUUGCACAGUAAGAAAUUCUUUUGAAAAAUCACUGUUUUUGUAUAAAAAAAAUUAAUAUACAUAUGUAUAAUUAUAUCAAAUUUAAAUAAACAAACUGUGUUAUUAGGAUAAUAACAACGAAACCAGCUGUCAUUCAUGCGUAUUAUUUUGGAAAACAAUGAUUUUUAACGCAAUUUAUUACUGGUAAGUUGUGAAGGGUGGGUGGGGGGGGUUAGGGUAGAGUUAAUAAAAAACGUUUUUUUUUGCAGAAAAUAUUUGCCUGAUAAAAAAUCUAUAAUUUUUAUAUCUAUACUUUUCUCACAUAACCUUAAGGUUUUCGAGUAAAACGUGAAAACACAAUAUAAUAUUAAAUUCCUCAAUCACGCGGACAUUUUAUCCAAUAUUUGUAAGUUCAGCCAAAAAUCUGCACCUGGGGUAAACUAUAAAUAAACGUUUAUUUAUCUAUCGCGUGUUGCUUGAGCUGUUAUACUGGUAAUGCUUAUUCUAUGUCUGUUUUAUUGGAAUAACUUUACAUUUUUGAAUGUACACAAGGUCGUCCUAGACGAAGAAGGAAAAUUGCAGAUUCUUUCAGUGGAAAAAAAAACGGGAACAGACAAGUUUUGCUUCACUUCCAAGCAGCUGGAACUCAUGCACUUCAACUGCAUUGGAAAUAAACAAGAUUCUCUAAGAUAAAGACGGAAAAAUUACAAAUUCUUUCAUUGGAAAAAGGAGAACAGCUAAGUCUUGCUCUAUUUCCAGGUAGCUGUAAGUCAUCCAUUUGAACUAUACUGGAUCUAAAUAAACAAGAUCACCCUUAAACGAAGAUGGAAAAUUGCAAAUUCUUUCACAAGAAGAGGGGGAACCGGAAAUUCUUCCUCUACUUCCAGACAGCUGGAACUGCAUUAGAAAUAAACAAGAUUUUUUUAGACGAAGAUGAAAAAUGCAGAUUCUUUCAGUGGAAGAAGAACGGGAGAGUUUAUGCUCUAUUUUCGGGCACAUGGAGCCAUACACUUCUCUGAAGAUACACAAGGUUCUUCUAGACAAUAAAGUGUUGCAAAUUUUUUCAGUGCAAAAAAUCUAGCUCCAUAAUCUAGAUGAUACCACCCUGAUUAUAGAUAAACCAUGCCAAAUAUCUACCUUAGGAUACACCAUAGGAAUUUGUUGGUGAGUUCCUAAGUGUUUAUGCACCUGUUGUUUGUGAGGAAAAAGGUUUCCAGGCUUGUAACACAUUUUGGCACUCAUCAACUAUGAGGUACCAUCAUAUCGCACACUCAUGAAAUUCUUCUAAUGUCUUUUUAUAAAUUGGAUAUUGAUUGUAAGUGCUUUAUACUAUUUUGCCAUAAAUAAAUGGACUUCAAUUGAAGCGAGUUUGAUAGAGGACAAGAUACAAGAGAGGACAAGACAUUUUCGUCGGAAUCCUUUUGGUCAAUGGUCUUCAUUAUUGCAGUUUAGUGGAAAAAUUAUCUACUGCAUUACAAACAUUCUCUGCUGAGUUCAUCAGAUAGUGAGAGGUUGAUUGGAUUUUUUAUUGGAGGUUUAACCCACUGUAGCUCAACUAAUAUUGAGUAAAAUUAUUUUUAUUUUAAAUUUGGCUAAAAAUCUCUCAGAUCUGUUACAAAUUAGUUCUAAAUAAACAAUAAUAAUUAAGUACUACUUUAGUUUUAAAAUCGCGAAAAAUCUACUUGCAAGCAAAGUACGAUAUUAUAUUUUAUUAUUCAUAAUGGCAAAAUUCAUUUUGCUAUUGUAAAUAACGAAAUAUACCUUAAACAAUAAGUUAUAAUUAUUUUAUUGCCAGAGUUUUCCUCUACUCUUGUUAAAUAUGUUUAAGUAACGCAAAGUGCAAAGUACAUGUUAACUGAUCAAUAAAAAAAAAACAAUACGGGUACCUUUUAGAGUUACGUUUCUAUUUUAUAAGAUAGGUUAUAAGUUCGUUUUACAUUCAGGGUUCAAUUCUUAGCUUUACCACAAUUUAUAUUAUUUUAUGUAUUGUUAGGGUAUAAAUACAUCAAACAAUUUGUCUGUAUAAAAUCGACAUUAUUGAGGUGGAGGAAAUGUUCGUUCCAGAUAUAUGAACUAAUAAAGUAAGGGGACAGGUUUACAUUGAAAAAUGGUAAUGGAGUGUGAGAGGAAUAAAAUUGAUACAAAGGAAUAUUAAACUGUAAAAAAAAUAUAUUAAAUGCAAUACUAAAAUAGAUCUCAGGUAAAAAAAAAAUAAAUCAGGGAAUAUAGAAAAUUUGUAAUAUAUGACAUGUAAAAUUAGUGUUUAUCUUUGAGCUGUUACAUCAAAGUAGACAAAAAUUUGUUUGUAGAUUUUUUUAAUUUAAAUAUUGCUGAAUAACACCAUUAGUAUAUUGAAUAUGUAUUUAAGGGAAGAAGUGGCACAUGCAUAUUGCCUGUGAAAUUAUAAUAAUCAAAAAGUCAUCCUAGUAGAACCAAAUAAUUCAUUUUUAAUAAAAUACAGGCAAAAAUAAAAACUGUCAAAAAAGCCAAAAAUCAUUUGCCUAUAACUUUUUUACGAGUCAGUUUAGGUAGGCAUUGCUAUAUAAAAGAAGAAGUUCAGUCUUUUCUUUUUAAAAUGACAUCAGCAGGUUAACUGUAUGUUAAAAAUUGACCAAGAUAUGACGUUUCAAAGUUUCAUUAUCUACGAGUCUUAACUGUACUUCUUAACCAAAAGAUAUUGCGCAAGUCAACGUUUGCUCUGUCAACAUCAGGGCUGAUCUUCUUUUUCUACAGAAGGAUGAAGAGUAUCAGUUUAAUUUUCUUAAAUUAGUACUAAUUUAUACCCAAGUUUUUGAUUGGAAGCUUCUUUAAUAGUAGAACUCAAAUUCAUUAUCUGAAUUAUUAAAGAGCACAACACCCACUAACCACCUUUUUGGAUCUAAGAAAUCCAAUAAGUGUAGAAUUUUGAAUUUCCCACAAGUUUACCUUUUUGGGCUUCACAUACCUUAACUGAUUUGAUUGUAAAGCGGGCCUACCAUUAGAUGGCACCACAAUAUAAAAGUUUCCAGUGAGUGGUUUUUGAGUAAAAAUCGAAAAACUCAAAAAGGGAUUAAGAUUGAGUAUAGCCUCAAAAAUGCACUCUUCAAUUCAUCACUGUUAAUUCGCCUUAUUUUUUCAUUAUUUUUUGAAUCCAGACAGUUGAAAGUUGAAUUUGGUGUUCAACUGUCUAGGGAUUCUUUCUGAAUAAGGAAAUUUGAAACAAACGAUAUUUUCUCUUCGUUUUGCGAAUAUCUUAAAUAGGAAUGUGUCUUUGCUUCAACUGUUAAGAAGAAAAAUCAUUAUUUUUAAUUCCAGGCAGUUGAUGUUGAAUAUCAUGAUUUCUAAAGAUUAUAAGCUAAAAAUGCUUUAACUGUUUUGUUAAAUCAAGCAGUUUAGAUUAUUUAACUGCCAACAAAAUAAUUAAAUUAUUUUAUUAAUUCCAGGCAGUCGAGGGUCAAAUUUGAGAUUGAACUCUCUAGAGAUUUAUGUUGAUGACAAAAUUUGAAGCAAAAGAUAUUUCUUGUUUGUUUUCAGUUCCAAGCAGUUGAUAAAGAAAUGUCAUUAUUUUUAAUGAAAAUAAAUUAACGAUUGUUUAAACUGUUUUGUUAAAUGGAACAGCUUAACUUAUUCAACUGCCUGGAAGAUUUUCAUUAUUUCGUCAAUUUGAUACAGUUGAGGGUCAAAUUUUCAACUGUGAAGGAAAGUGUCUCUUCUUGAACUGCCUGGAAGAAAACAGUUGUUUUCUCAAUUCAGGAUAAGCUAAAGAAUGCUUCAACUGUUUUGUCAAAUGGGACAAUUGGGAUUAUUCAAGUGGCUGAAAUAUAUUCAUUAUUUUGUCAAUUCCAGGCAGUUGAAGAUUAAACUUCAGUGUUCAACUGUUUAGGAAAAUGCCUAUAAUUGUGAGGAAGUGUCUCUUCUUUAAAUGCCCGGACAAAAACAGUUGUUUUUUUAAUUAACCAUAAACUAAUGAACUUCAACUGCCUGGAAGAAACCGCUAUUUUUUUAAUUCAUCAUAAGCUAAAGAAUGCUUCAACUGUUUUAUCAAAUGGGACAAUUGGGAUUAUUCAAGUGGCUGAAAUAUAUUCAUUAUUUUGUCAAUUCCAGGCAGUUGAAGAUUAAACUUCAGUGUUCAACUGUGUAGGGAAGUGUCUCUGCUUUAAACGCUUGGACAAAAACAGUUGUUUUUUUAAUUCAUCAUAAGCUAAAGAAUGCUUCAACUGUUUUGUCAAAUGGGACAGUUAAGAUUAUUCAACUGCCCAGAAGAUUUUCAUUAUUUCGUCAAUUUGAUCCAGUUGAGGGUCAAAUUUGGUAUUCAACUGUUAAGGAAAGUGUAUCUACUUUAACUGCCUGGAAGAAAACUGUUGUUUUCUCAAUUUACGAUAAUCUAAAGAAUGCUUCAACUGUUUUGUCGAAUGGGACAAUUAGGAUUAUUCAACUGCCUGGAAGAUUUUCAUUAUUUUGUCAAUUCCAGGCAGUUAAAGAUUAAACUUUAGUGUUUAACUGUUUAGGGAAGUGUCUCUGCUUUAAAUGCCUGGACAAAAACAGUUGUUUUUUUAAUUUACCUUAAGCUAAAGAAGGCUUCAACUAUUUUGUCAACUGGGACAAUUAAGAUUAUUCAACUGCCUGGAAGAUUUUCAUUAUUUCGUAAAUUUGAUGCAGUUUAGGGUCAAAUUUGGUGUUCAACUGUUAAGAAAAGUGUCUUUACUUCAACUGCCUGAAAGAAAACAGUUAUUUUCUAAAUUUACGAUAAGCUAAACAAUGCUUCAACUGUUUUGUCAAUUGGGACAUUUAAGAUUAUUCAACUGUCCGAAAGAUUUUCAUUAUUUCGUAAAUUUGAUGCAGUUUAGGGUCAAAUAAGGUCUUGAACUGUUAAGGAAAGUGUCUCUUCUUCAUCUGCCUGGAAGAAAACUGUUGUUUUCUUAAUUCACGAUAAGCUAAAGAAUGUUUUAACUGUUUUGUCAAAUGGGACAACUGGGAUUAUUCAAAUGCCUGAAAUAUUUUCAUUAUUUUGUCAAUUCCAGGCAGUUGAAGAUUAAACUUCAGUGUUCAACUGUUUAGGGAAGUGUCUCUGCUUUAAACGCCUGGACAAAAACAGUUGUUUUUUUAAUUCACCAUGAGCCAUUAAUUCACAAUGCUUCAACUGUUUUGUCAAAUGGGACAAGUGGGAUUAUUUAAAUGCCUGAAAUAUUUUCAUUAUUUUGUCAAUUCCAGGCAGUUGAAGAUUAAACUACUUCAGUGUUCAACUGUUAAGGAAAAUGUCUCUUCUUUAAAUGCCUGGACAAAAACAGUUGUUUUUUUUUAAUUAACCUUAAGCUAAAGAAUGCUUCAACUGUUUUGUCAAUUGGGGCAGGUAAGAUUAUUGCUGCCUGCCUGGAAGAUUUUCAUUAUUCUGUCAAUUUGAUCCAGUUGAAGAUCAAAUUUGGUAUUUAGCUGUUAAGGAAAGUGUCUCUUCUUCAACUGCCUGGAGGAAAAAAGUUAUUUUCUCAAUUCACGAUAAGCUAAAGAAUGCUUCAACUGUUUUGUCAAAUGGGACAAGUGGGAUAAGGAAAGUGUCCCUUUUUCAACUGCCUCGAAGAAAAAAGUUAUUUACUCAAUUCACGAUAAGCUAAACAAUGCUUCAACUAUUUUGGUAUUUGAUAUUUUCAUUAUUUUGUCAGUUCCAGGCACUUGAAGAUCAACCUUCAGUGCUCAACUGUUUAGGAACGUCUCUUCUUUAAAUGCCUGGACAAAACAGUUGUUUUUUUAAUUCACCAUGAUCCAUUAAUUCACAAUCCUUCAACUGUUUGGUCAAAUGGGACAAGUGGGAUUAUUCAAAUGCCUGAAAUCAUUAUUUUGUUAAUUCCAGACUGUUAAGGGUCAAAUAUCGUGUCAACUGUUUAGGGAUUUCUUUUAAUCAGGAAAUUAAAAAAAAGAUCUUUUUUCUUUGUCCUCCGACUACCCCAAAUAGUAGAGUGUCUCUUCUUCAGCUAUCUGCAAGAAAAACAAUUGUUUUUUUAAUGAUGAUUGUCAAAUAUAUCAUGAUUUUUAAGGAACAUAAUGCUUCAGCUGUAUGUUCUUAAAUUAUUCAACUGACUGGAAUAAUUUUAUUAUUUUGUUGAUUCCAGACUGUUGAGAAUGAACUUUGACAUGAUUUUUAUAUAUUCAAUAGACUAAAUAAAUAAAUUAUUCAGCUGCAAACUUAAGUUUUUAUCUUUGAUCUAUUGUAAAUAUUCGACCCAAUUUUUUUUUGUUAUCUUGUUAAAUCGUGUAUAAAAUUUCGUUUUAAUAAUUGUUGUAACUUACACAGUACAAAUAAACAAAAUCUACCUCAAACUUAUACAUAUAAAUAUUAAUCGGUAUAUACUGCGGCUCAGUGUUUAAUAAUAAUAAUUAGUACAAAAGUUAAUCAAUUGUAUAAAUUAUUGAUAAGAGAAAUGUUUAUUAUAAAAGACUUACCUAGAUGUUAAAAUUAAAUAUUUGAACAUUUGUGCAAGCAAACGCUCAGGGAGUAUCUUAAAGUACAAAAACAAAAAUGAUGUACCAAAAUUCAAAGAAAUAUUUAUAAUAUUAUGCUGUAUAUCUAGCAAUACCUAUAGAUAGUCGUUAGUAGGUAAUAGGACAUUUUUGUAUAAAAAAUUCCCGUUUACAAUUUCGCCACCUCUUAUUAAAACAAUAUUAAUAUAGUUAAAAAAUUCUUCGCUGUAAAUCUAGGUAAGUUCACGAGAAUUAAGUAAAAAAAUAUACAGGGUGAUUGACAAAAAAACCCUGUAUAUAUUAACACAUUAAUAGGUAAAACGCUGCAAGAACAUGUAUAGGAAAGAAUUAUUACUGUAGAGUUUUUUAAGUGAAAAAGGGACACAAAGAAAAGUGUUGAUAAAAAAAAGUGCGUGAUAGUAGUUUUUUUAUAUAUUAUAUACAUUAUAGUUUUGUAAUUUGCGGAAAAGUACAUGUUGUGCAGUGGCGUUGCCUGACAUAAAAAAAUUCUUUUUAAAUUAGGAAAAUAUCUCUCGAUAAGGAUUUGGUGUUAAGUGUAACUUCACUUUUAAGUGUAAAAAUCACAGUGCUGUGUAUUCAUAAAUUAAACGUUACAUUGUCACGUUACAAAUGUAAACCUCUGCUUUAUCUGAAUUUCUUAUGUUUUUUAUGGUUGACAUACAAAAAAGGUGUUACAGUACCGGAAAUUUUGACGAAAACAAUUAUUAAGUUAGAUGUUCGAUGUAAAGUUAAAAUAUCACUCUCAAGGCGAUUGGAGUAUAAACAAAAUUUUGAUUGUAUAUAAUUUAAAUGCAAGGAAUGUAUGUUUCUGUUUUACUUAUUGAUUUUAAUAAAGAAUUUGUCGUU
Molecule: messenger RNA, 15070 nt
Organism: Anthonomus grandis grandis
Lineage: Eukaryota; Metazoa; Arthropoda; Insecta; Coleoptera; Curculionidae
Gene: chinmo
Product: zinc finger protein chinmo
Exons: 6
Coding region: 1675-2934 (419 amino acids)
Biological process (GO): regulation of transcription by RNA polymerase II
Cellular component (GO): nucleus
Molecular function (GO): protein binding
Source: RefSeq, a predicted model, not a curated record